ACGCCUACGUGACAAGAGAGUUUUCGGAUCACUACGGCCAACGUGCGUUCUCCAGUCGAUUUCUCUCAGCCACCGCCGAUCUCUCUCCCACACGUCACUACGUCAUCACUAACACAACUCACAGUCUCGUCUCGACCAGUCGACCAUAGUCGACAACUCAACAAUUGUCUACUACUGUCAAAGCAUAAACCGAAUCGCACACGCGAAAUUGCAGUAAUCGCGGGUAAUCGCGAAAGUUUGCAUCUCAGACCGGUCAACUGCUGUACACCACACUGUCCACACUAGCACGGUGUAAUACUACCACAUUAUUACCACAGAACAAACUAUUGUAAGUUAGUUGCAAGUUCAAAGUUAGAGGACCACAGAAUACUAGGAAACGUACGUUAGACCAUGACAAAAUAUGUAUUUUGACCAACAAUAACUAUAAAUUACUACAAGAGUAUAAGAAGUACUAUAUACACGAGUACGGUGCACGCUAUAUAUAUAGUCUGUGGUAGUACGUAACACACACACCGCUUCCCCGCGAGUUCAAUCCCCACUUGACCAGCUGCACAACGCUACCUGAUGUUUGAACUGGUGCCUAUCGCCUGGUGAGCCUGCCGUGUUUGCGCGCGUGUGUGUGUGUGAUCGUGAUAACGACGUCCGUCCACCAAGACGUCGACGAUGUCGUGAGAUCAUUAGAUGACGACAUAGUGUGAAAAUACGUACGAAACUACGAAAACAUUGUGUAAAUAGAAUUCGACGACGCGAAUACGUGAUAAUAGUGAUUAUAUUGUUCAAUUAUUGUUGUCAUUACUCAUUACUACUCAUACUCUUAGUGCUUCUAACGGUGAGUAGUAACGAGAUAAAAGGAGAGAAAAAGUAAAAUAAUAAAAAAAAAACCUUUGCACCUUCCAUCACGCCUACCUUCGGACGGAUAUUUGUCGGUAUUAAUUGCGUAUUUCCCGUGUAAAAAUAAACGCGUCGUUGUCGGUCGACAAAAGAGAAGAAGCGUUUCUUAGUUCUAGUUUUUUCUGACUGCGUUCUAAACCGCUACCCAAGGUCCUUCGUAUUCAAUAUUAUUCAAAAUCUGUGAUGUCGACAUCAUCACUUACGAUCGACCGUCGCGUCUGAUGCCGUUUUGUUCUGUUUUUUGCGACCCCAAUGAUCGAGCCUAACAAGUCCGGCCACGACAUAAAACACAAGACGAGACCACAAGGUAAACAACAGCUAUGCCAAUCCAAGCUCCGCAGUGGACCGAUUUUCUGGCGUGCCCCGUGUGUUGUAAUGGUUUUGACGUCAAGACCCGACAUCCUAUCAGUUUGGGAUGUGCUCAUACGGUGUGCAAAUCAUGCCUGUCUAAUCUACCUAAAAAACAAUGCCCCUUUGAUCAAAAUUUAAUAAACAUAGAAAUUGAUCAACUUCCAAUCAAUUAUGCUUUACUUCAAUUGGUGGGAGCAUCAAUACCAAACAAUGAAAACAUUCCAAAAUCCAUGUUAAAAAAUAUUUCAUCUGAUGAACGGCUGUUAUAUAAUAAAUCAAAGAAAUGUGUAGAACAUCUUGCAUUAUACCUUAAAUCAUUUGCAACUGGUGGUGGUCAAUCAACAAGUUCUGGACUAUCACGGCCUAUGCAGCGUAAAUUGGUAACACUAGUGAACUGUCAACUUUUAGAAAAUGAAGGCCGUAUGAGAGCCAUCAGAGCAGCCAGAUCUCUAGGUGAACGUAGUAUGACAGAACUUAUACUCCAUCAUCAAAGUGCUCAACAAUUAUCUACUAAUUUAUGGGCUGCUGUUCGAGCUCGUGGUUGUCAGUUUUUGGGACCAGCCAUGCAAGAAGAAGUAUUAAAACUGGUUCUAUUAGCUUUGGAGGAUGGUUCUGCUUUAUCGAGAAAAGUCUUAGUAAUGUUUGUAGUUCAAAGAUUAGAACCACAUUUUCCUCAAGCAUCUAAAACUAGUAUUGGCCAUGUAGUUCAACUACUUUACAGAGCUUCGUGUUUUAAGGUUUCUAAACGUGAUGGUGAUUCAUCAUUAAUGCAGUUAAAAGAAGAGUUCCGUACUUAUGAGAGUUUAAGACGUGAACAUGAUGCCCAAAUUGUAGAAAUUGCUACUGAAGCUGGACUGCGUAUAGCUCCUGACCAAUGGUCAGCACUUCUUUAUGGUGAUUCUGCUCACAAAUCACACAUGCAAAGUAUUAUGGAUAAGUUACAAAGCCCACAAUCAUUUUCACAAUCUGUUCAGGAACUUAUUAUAGCUUUACAGCGGACUGGUGAUCCCGCUAAAUUAUCAUCUUUAAGGUCAAAUUUUGAACUUUUGGCUGCAGUUGACCCUAAUCCUAGUUUGGAAUGGUGUACUUGGGAAAAAUUACAUUCUGUUCUUGAAAGUGCUAGAAUAGUAGUAGCAGGUUUGACUGAUUUUGUUAAGUCCCAUGGAAAUACUAAUAAAGGGUUAAAGAAUGAAUCUAUACAAAAUCAAACAAAUGUACCUAGGUAUAAAGUCAGUUUAUGUCGAGACUUAAUGAUACGAGGUACAUGUCCAAGAGGUGGUGGUUGUACAUUUGCUCAUUCAGAAGAAGAAUUAGAAAAGUAUAGGAAUAAAAACCGGAAGAAUAGUCGAUUGGCACCAAUGAUUGUUGAUCAUGAAUAUUUGACAAAUAAACCUAAUUUUAUGCCAAAAGAACAGUUUGAAUUUAUUCAUAAUAAAAAACCAAUAAUGUUAUCUGAAAACACUCAAGAUUUGGCACCUAUUCCUGUAGAACAUUCAUAUAUUGUACCAACUGGACAAAAUUAUUAUCAGAAUGGUCAACAACAAAUUUAUCCAGUAGGACAAUAUGGUCAUGAAAUAUAUGGUCCUGGACCGCAUCCACACGGUAUGCUAAUAAAUCCAAACAAUAAAAUGUAUAUGGAUCAAAACAUUCCUGGUCAUUCUAAUAAAAUGAAAAAUGUAUCAUCAAGUUUAGUGUCUCUUCAGAAUCGCAAACAAGAACUUAUGGGGCAAAUAGACAGAGUAAUGACAGCGUGUUCUAUUACACCUGAUCAAGUAGAUUUUGAUCGUUAUUCAAUGUGGGAUAAUGGAUUAUUUCAUGCUAAAACUGGAUUGCCUUCUCCAGUCAAUAUACAAACUGGACGUCCCAUGUUAAUCAGGUCCGAUUCGAUUUUGGCAGAUCCAGAUGAAUUUGUGCCAUUUGAGUUAGCAGUUAAUGGAAAGUAUGGUCCUAUUGGAGGUAAUGGCACUAACCCUGUAGCACCUCCUCCACCUCCACAAUCAUCGGCAGUAGUUAAUAACAACCAGACGGUUGGAGCGAAGAAUGGCAAAUCAUUGAGGCGACCGUGUACAUUAUCAAUACCUACACCAGCUGCUGCCGCUGCUGCACAGGCCCAAUUUUUUAGCUCUACAACAACCACAACGAUAACAACACCAUUAGGCACACUUCGUGGAGCGCGUAAUAGUCCAGUAGCUGCAUCUUGGUAUUUUAAUUCACCUCAAGGUUACCCAGCCGCUGCACAUAUUGUUGCGUCGCCUGUUGGUGCAAUUGGACAAAGUUACAUUACUAUACAUAGUCCAGCUGGUAUAAUGGAACCACCAAACUUUUUUGGAAGUCAUAAAGCUCCCAAAAGUUUAAUGGCAGAGUCACAAAAAAUGAAGAAUCAAUUAAAAAAUUUGGAAAAAAAAAUCAAUGAUCUUAAACUUGCCACACAAAAUGUAGCUGCUAAAGAGACCGAUAAAUUGUCUGAAGAACUAGCACAAAUUGAAAGGGACAUUCAAACAGAAGAACAGCAAUUUUUGACACAAUGUUAUUCUGAAACGGCCACUAUAACUACUUGGGGUGAUGGUAUCUGGUCAAGUACCACUUCUUCGGGAUUUACCGCUCAACAAGACGACGCUUACAACAGUAAUAAUGUUAAACAAGCGGAAUUAAAAUGGGACGGUGGUGAUAAUAAAUCAGAAAAAUCUGUGGUAGAAGAAGUUUAAAGUUAUAGUAUUAAUGUUUGGUCCCCUAUAUUUUAACUAUUGAAAUAAUAUAUUUGUAUUUCGUGAAUUUUACCAAUUUUAUUUGCCAAACAACAUAAUGCUUUAUAAUUUUUUGAGAUAAUGUGAUAUUUGUAUUAUUAUUAUAGUUAUUAUUUUUAAUAAUGUUAAUAUUUUCUUGUACGACAUGAAAUUUUAUUCUUGUAUUUUAUUAUUUUUUUUAUGAAUUAACGGUCGAUCUGACCAAAACACAAUGAACACGUAUAACUUAUUCUUUUAUAAGUAACAAUAAUUUGUUACAAUAUUUUGUGAUUUAUUUCUUUUUCUGUUUUAAUCUAUAUAUUUAAAUAAUUAAUUGUAAUUUAUAAAUGUGCAACCGAACUAAAUUUCUCAUAGUUACCAUAAUGUUUGUUGCGAUAAGCGUUUAUUUUAUUAUAUCCUAUUAUAUUGUCAAAUUAUUUUAUCAUGUCAAACAUGAAUUAUUGUUAUCUAAGAAUAUAAUUGUAUUUUUUUUUAUGUUAUGGCUAUAUCGUAAAAUUUAUAUUAACUUCGCGAUUAUAUUAAUCUACUACAUGUUGAGGGUAAAAUUAUAUUAGUUAUUUUAUUUUAUACAAAACAUUUAUUAUGUAUAAUUUUUAAUCGGUGGUAUCGGUAUCUUAACACUUAUAUAAAUAUUUAUUAUUAUUGUUUUAUAUAUAUAUAAAUAUAUAUUAUACAUACACACCCAACCUUGUUGCUAAAUAAAGAACUAUUUUAUAUAUUAUAAAAUAUAAAUUUUAAUAAA
This is a messenger RNA of Rhopalosiphum padi (bird cherry-oat aphid), 4728 nucleotides long. RefSeq names its product roquin-2 (gene roq). The record is from RefSeq and is a predicted model, not a curated record. The coding region runs from base 1212 to 3947 and encodes 911 amino acids. Lineage: Eukaryota; Metazoa; Arthropoda; Insecta; Hemiptera; Aphididae. Gene Ontology annotation, molecular function: metal ion binding. The transcript has 16 exons.